Messenger RNA from Peromyscus californicus insignis, 8324 nucleotides. It is a transcript of the gene Piezo1, whose product is annotated as piezo type mechanosensitive ion channel component 1. Bases 278 to 8005 code for a protein of 2575 amino acids. The record is from RefSeq and is a predicted model, not a curated record. The transcript has 51 exons. NCBI's taxonomy places the organism in Eukaryota, Metazoa, Chordata, Mammalia, Rodentia, Cricetidae. Gene Ontology annotation, molecular function: mechanosensitive monoatomic ion channel activity; monoatomic cation channel activity. Gene Ontology annotation, cellular component: plasma membrane; endoplasmic reticulum. Gene Ontology annotation, biological process: regulation of membrane potential; cellular response to mechanical stimulus; detection of mechanical stimulus.
GAGUCGCCGUCCGGCCCAGCUCGGCCCUGCGAGAGGCGCCCGGAGUUCCGCCCGGGGCGGGCUGACACCUCAGCGCGCGCGGGCUCCGGCCGUCGGUACCAGAGGGCGCGGCCGGCCCGGGUCCCGGCCAGAGGACGAGGCCCGCGGGAGGUCCUAGCAGCGGCGCGCCCCACGUGUGGAGACCCGCCCCGAGUGCCAUGGCGCGUGGUUCCUCCGGCCCCCGCAUCUGCCCUUAGCUACGGCGGGGCGACCCCGGGCGGUCCCCGGGCCUCGGGGCAUGGAGCCGCACGUGCUGGGCGCCGGGCUCUACUGGCUGUUGCUGCCCUGCACGCUCCUGGCGGCCUCCCUGCUGCGCUUCAAUGCCCUCUCACUGGUCUAUUUGCUGUUUCUGCUGCUGCUGCCCUGGCUUCCAGGCCCCUCAAGACACAGCAUACCAGGUCACACGGGCCGCCUACUUCGUGCACUACUCUGCCUCAGCCUUCUCUUCCUGGUGGCCCACCUUGCCUUCCAGAUAUGCCUCUACACAAUGCCUCACCUGAAACAGCUUCUGGAACAAAACUGCAGCCUUUGGGAGGUGUCUCGACACAUAGGAGUUACAAGGCUGGGCCUGAACGACCUACAGGACAUCCUUAACACCACCAGGCUGGUGGCGCCUGACCUGGGAGUCCUAGUGGUGUCCUCUCUUUGCCUUGGCCUCUGUUCGCGCUUCACCAGGCAGGCUCGGCAGAGCCAGCGCACCCAGGAGCUGCAGGAUGAUGACGACAUGGAUGCUGCCCCAGCGGUGGGGCUCCAGGGAGCCCCUGCCCUGGCAACCAAACACAGGCCGUGGCUGAGCUCCCGUUUCCGGGUCACAGCCCACUGGCUGCUGAUGGCCUUUGGAAGGAUGCUGACCAUUGUGCUGCUGGCGCUGGCAGGUAUAGCCCACCCUUCGGCCUUCUCCAGUGUCUACCUGCUGGUCUUCCUGGCCAUCUGCACGUGGUGGGCCUGCCACUUUCCUCUCAGUUCCUUGGGCUUCAACACACUCUGUGUCAUGGUGAGCUGCUUUGGCGCCGGCCAUCUCCUUUGCCUCUACUGCUACCAGACAGCUUUUGUCCAGGGUGUGCUGCCACCUGGCAGCAUCUGGGCCAGGGUGUUCGGUCUCAAGAACUUCAUAGACCUCCCUAACUGCACCAGCCCCAACGUGCUGGUGCUCAACACUAACCAUUCCUGGCCCAUCUACGUGAGCCCUGGUAUCCUGCUGCUGCUGUACUACACAGCCACCUCUCUCCUGAAGCUCCGUAAAAGCCGUCCCUCAGACCUGAGGAAGAAGGAGGCACCUAGGGAGGAUGAGGAACAUGAACUGGAAUUGGACCAGCUGGAGCUAGAGCCCCAGGCUAGGGAUGCCAGCCAGUUUGUGAUACCCACGUCCACAGGACCUGACAUUGACAACUGCACUGUGCACGUCCUAACCAGCCAGAGUCCUGUCCGCCAGCGUCCCGCACGCUCCAGGCUGGCUGAGCUGAAAGAGAUGUCACCACUACAUGGCCUGGGCCGCCUCAUCAUGGACCAGAGCUAUGUGUGUGCCCUGAUUGCCAUGAUGGUGUGGAGCAUCACAUACCACAGCUGGUUGACCUUCGUGCUGCUGCUCUGGGCCUGCCUCAUCUGGACCGUGCGUAGCCGCCACCAGCUGGCCAUGCUCUGCUCACCCUGCAUCCUGCUGUAUGGGCUGACACUCUGCUGCCUGCGCUAUGUGUGGGCCAUGGAACUCCCCGAGCUGCCUACCACCCUGGGCCCUGUCAGCCUGCACCAGCUGGGGUUGGAGCACACACGCUACCCCUGCUUGGACCUUGGUGCCAUGCUGCUCUACCUGCUCACAUUCUGGCUCCUGUUGCGCCAAUUUGUGAAGGAGAAGCUGCUGAAGAAGGCCAAGGUGCCUGUUGGACUGCUGGAGGUCACAGUGGCAGAGACAGAGCCCACACAGACUCAGACACUGCUGCGGAGCCUGGGGGAGCUGGUCACAGGCAUCUAUGCCAAGUACUGGAUCUACGUGUGCGCUGGCAUGUUCAUCGUGGUCAGCUUCGCGGGCCGCCUGGUGGUCUACAAAAUCGUCUACAUGUUCCUUUUCCUGUUGUGCCUCACCUUGUUCCAGGUCUACUACAGUCUGUGGAGGAAGCUGCUCCGUGUCUUCUGGUGGCUGGUGGUAGCCUACACCAUGCUGGUGCUCAUUGCGGUGUAUACCUUCCAGUUCCAGGACUUCCCCACCUACUGGCGCAACCUCACCGGCUUCACGGAUGAGCAGUUGGGGGACCUGGGCCUGGAGCAGUUCAGUGUGUCGGAGCUAUUUUCCAGCAUCCUCAUCCCGGGCUUCUUCCUGCUGGCCUGCAUCCUGCAGCUGCACUACUUCCACCGGCCCUUCAUGCAGCUCACUGACCUGGAGCACGUGCCCCCACCGGGCACCCGUCGCCCCCGAUGGGCUCACAGGCAGGACACAGUGAGCCAGGCCCCCCUGCUACAGCAGCAGGGGGAGGAAGAGGAAGUCUUCAGGGAUGAUGGGCCGGGCAUGGACGGGCCGGGCAUGGACGGGCCGGGCAUGGACGGGCCGGGCAUGGAUGGGCCCCACCAGGCCACACAGGUCCCCGAGGGUGAAGCCAGCAAAUGGGGCCUGGUGGCUGACCGGCUGCUGGACCUAGCGGCCAGCUUCUCUGACGUCCUCACCCGCAUCCAGGUGUUUGUGCGGCGCUUGCUCGAGCUGCACAUCUUCAAGCUGGUAGCCUUCUACACUGUCUGGGUGGCCCUGAAAGAAGUGUCUGUGAUGAACCUGCUGCUGGUGGUGCUGUGGGCCUUUGCCCUGCCCUACCCGCGCUUCCGGCCCAUGGCCUCCUGCCUCUCCACUGUGUGGACCUGUAUCAUCAUUGUGUGCAAGAUGCUCUAUCAGCUCAAGAUCGUCAACCCACACGAGUACUCCAGCAACUGCACUGAGCCCUUCCCCAACAGUACCAACCUGCAGCCCAUGGAGAUCAACCGGUCUUUGCUGUACCGUGGCCCUGUUGACCCUGCCAAUUGGUUCGGGGUGCGGAAGGGCUACCCCAACCUGGGUUAUAUCCAGAACCACCUGCAGAUCCUUCUGCUGCUGGUAUUUGAGGCCGUGGUGUACCGGCGCCAAGAGCACCACCGUCGGCAGCACCAGCGGGCCCCUCUGCCUGCCCAGGCUGUGUGUGCAGACGGCACCCGCCAGAGGCUGGACCGGGACCUACUCAGCUGCCUCAAAUACUUCAUCAACUUCUUCUUCUACAAAUUCGGGCUGGAGAUCUGCUUCCUGAUGGCCGUGAAUGUGAUCGGGCAGCGCAUGAACUUCAUGGUGAUCGUACAUGGCUGCUGGCUGGUGGCCAUCCUUACGCGUAGGCGCCGUGAGGCCAUCGCCCACCUCUGGCCCAAUUACUGUCUGUUCCUUACACUGUUCCUGCUGUACCAAUACCUGCUGUGCCUGGGCAUGCCACCUGCACUGUGCAUUGACUACCCAUGGCGCUGGAGCCAGGCCAUCCCCAUGAAUUCUGCUCUCAUCAAGUGGCUGUACCUGCCUGACUUCUUCAGAGCCCCCAACUCUACCAACCUUAUCAGUGACUUCCUCCUGCUGCUCUGCGCCUCCCAGCAGUGGCAGGUAUUCUCGGCCGAGCGGACAGAGGAGUGGCAGCGCAUGGCUGGCAUCAACACCGACCACCUGGAGCCCCUGCGUGGGGAGCCCAACCCUGUACCCAACUUCAUCCACUGCAGGUCCUAUCUGGAUAUGCUGAAGGUGGCCAUCUUCCGCUACCUGUUCUGGCUGGUGCUUGUGGUGGUGUUUAUCACAGGGGCCACCCGCAUCAGCAUUUUCGGGCUGGGGUACCUGCUGGCCUGCUUCUACCUGCUGCUCUUCGGCACUACCCUGCUCCAGAAGGAGACACGAGCCCAACUCGUGCUGUGGGACUGCCUCAUCCUCUAUAAUGUCACAGUCAUCAUCUCCAAGAAUAUGCUGUCGCUCCUGUCCUGCGUCUUCGUGGAGCAAAUGCAGAGCAACUUCUGCUGGGUCAUCCAGCUCUUCAGCCUCGUGUGCACAGUAAAAGGCUACUACAAUCCCAAAGAGAUGAUGAGCAGAGACCGGGACUGCCUGCUACCUGUGGAGGAGGCUGGUAUCAUCUGGGACAGUGUCUGUUUCUUCUUCCUGCUGCUGCAACGGCGCGUCUUUCUCAGCCACUACUUCCUGCAUGUCAGUGCUGAGCUGAAGGCCACUGCCCUGCAGGCCUCCAGGGGUUUUGCCCUCUACAAUGCAGCCAACCUUAAGAGCAUCAACUUCCACCGCCAGAUUGAAGAGAAGUCCCUGGCCCAGCUGAAAAGACAGAUGAAGCGCAUCCGUGCCAAACAGGAGAAGUACAGGCAGAGCCAGGCAAGCCGUGGCCAACUCCAGUCCACCGACUCCCAGGAUCCCAGCCAGGAGCCAGGGCCUGACAGCCCAGGGGGCUCCUCCCCGCCACGGAGACAGUGGUGGCGCCCCUGGCUGGACCACGCCACAGUCAUCCACUCUGGGGACUACUUCCUGUUCGAGUCGGAUAGCGAGGAGGAAGAGGAGGCCCUACCUGAGGACCCCAGACCUGCAACACAGAAUGCCUUCCAGAUGGCAUACCAGGCAUGGGUAACCAAUGCCCAGACAGUGCUGAGGCAGCGUCGGGAACAGGCACGGGAACAGGCACAGCAGGAGCAGGCACAGCAGGAGCAGGCACAGCAGGAGCAGGCACAGCGACAACUGGCUUCUGGAGGUGACUUGAGCCAGGAGGUGGAGCCAGCAGAGGCCCCAGAGGAUGAGAUGCCAGCAGGCCGCAGCCAUAUGAUGCAACGUGUCCUGAACACCAUGCAGUUCCUGUGGGUGCUGGGCCAGGCCUCCGUAGACGGGCUAACACGCUGGCUGUGCACAUUCACAAAGCACCACCACACCAUGAGCGACGUGCUUCGUGCAGAGCGCUACCUGCUCACCCAGGAACUUCUGCGGGGUGGAGAGGUACACCGAGGGGUGCUAGACCAGCUUUAUGUGAGCGAAGCUGAGACCACACUGCCAGCAGGUCCCACGGAGACCCGUGAUGGACCCAGCACAGCCUCAAGUGGGCUGGGAGCUGAAGAGCCUUUGAGUAGCAUGACAGACGAUACCAGCAGCCCCCUGAGCACAGGCUAUAACACCCGCAGUGGCAGCGAGGAGAUCAUCACUGACACUGGGGACCUCCAGGCUGAGACCUCCCUGCAUGACUCCCAGGAGCUUCUAGCCAAUGCUCGCACACGGAUGCGCACAGCCAGUGAGCUGCUCCUGGACAGGCGCCUACGCAUCCAAGAGCUGGAGGAGGCUGAGGAGUUUGCAGCUCAGCAGGGCCGGACUCUGCGGCUGCUAAGAGCCGUGUACCAGUGUGUGGCGGCACACUCAGAGCUGCUUUGCUACUUCAUCAUCAUCCUCAACCACAUGGUGACAGCCUCGGCUGCCUCCCUGGUGCUGCCCAUGCUCAUUUUCCUGUGGGCCAUGCUGACCAUCCCAAGGCCCAGCAAGCGUUUCUGGAUGACAGCCAUUGUCUUCACUGAGGUCAUGGUGGUCACCAAGUACCUGUUCCAGUUUGGCUUCUUCCCCUGGAAUAGCUACGUGGUGCUACGGCGCUAUGAGAACAAGCCCUACUUCCCUCCACGCAUCCUGGGUCUUGAGAAAACUGACAGUUACAUCAAGUAUGACCUGGUGCAGCUCCUGGCCCUCUUCUUCCACCGCUCCCAGCUACUGUGCUAUGGCCUCUGGGACCAUGAGGAGGACAGUUUCUCCAAGGACCACUGCAGGAAUAGUGAGAAGGACCAGGAGGCUGAGGAAGAGUCAGAAGCUAUGCUGGAAUCGCCGCCUGAGGCAGGCACUGGGCAUCCCGAGGAGCUGGUGUUGGCUGGUACCCCCAGGGACCACAUCCAAGGGAAAGGAAAUGUUAGAUCUAAGGAUGGGAUCCAAGAACCCCUAGAGGACCCUAAGCCGCAGCACAAGAGGCACAUCAGCAUACGCUUCAGGAGGAAGAAGAAGACUCCAGGACCCAAAGGAGCAGUGACUAUGGAGGCUGAGGAAGAGGAGGAGGAAGGAAAAGAAGCCGCAGGGAGAAAGAGCCCACAUCACGCUCGAGGAAGAUUGAAGGUUCAGGAAAGAAUGAAGGCAGCUGGGCGCCGGCUGCAGAGCUUCUGCCUGUCACUAGCUCAGGGCAUCUAUCAACCCCUGCGGCGUUUCUUCCAUGACAUUCUGCACACCAAGUACCGAGCGGCCACAGAUGUCUAUGCUCUCAUGUUCCUGGCUGACAUUGUCGAUUUCAUCAUCAUCAUCUUUGGUUUCUGGGCCUUUGGGAAGCACUCCGCAGCCACAGACAUCGCAUCCUCACUGUCAGAUGACCAGGUGCCGGAGGCCUUCCUCUUCAUGCUGCUGGUCCAGUUCAGCACCAUGGUCAUUGACCGUGCCCUCUACCUGCGCAAGACCGUACUGGGCAAGCUGGCCUUUCAGGUGGUCCUGGUGGUGGCUAUUCACCUCUGGAUGUUCUUUAUCUUGCCAGCCGUCACUGAGAGAAUGUUCAGCCAGAAUGCAGUGGCCCAGCUGUGGUACUUCGUGAAGUGCAUUUACUUUGCCCUGUCUGCCUACCAGAUCCGCUGCGGCUACCCCACCCGUAUCCUGGGCAACUUCCUCACCAAGAAGUACAAUCAUGUAAACCUCUUCCUUUUCCAGGGGUUCCGUCUAGUGCCAUUCCUGGUGGAGCUGAGGGCCGUCAUGGACUGGGUGUGGACUGACACCACACUGUCCCUGUCCAACUGGAUGUGUGUAGAAGACAUCUAUGCCAACAUCUUCAUCAUCAAAUGCAGCCGAGAAACAGAGAAGAAAUACCCACAACCCAAAGGACAGAAGAAGAAGAAAAUCGUCAAGUAUGGUAUGGGUGGCCUCAUCAUCCUCUUCCUCAUUGCUAUCAUCUGGUUCCCACUGCUCUUCAUGUCACUGAUACGCUCUGUGGUGGGUGUUGUCAACCAGCCCAUUGAUGUCACUGUUACCCUCAAGCUGGGCGGCUAUGAGCCGCUGUUCACCAUGAGCGCCCAGCAGCCUUCUAUAGUGCCUUUCACACAGCAGGCCUAUGAGGAGCUGUCCCAGCAGUUUGACCCCUACCCACUAGCCAUGCAGUUCAUUAGCCAGUACAGUCCUGAGGACAUCGUCACUGCACAGAUCGAGGGUAGCUCUGGGGCACUGUGGCGCAUCAGCCCCCCAAGCCGGGCCCAGAUGAAGCAGGAGCUGUACAAUGGCACAGCUGACAUCACACUACGCUUCACCUGGAAUUUCCAAAGGGACCUGGCCAAGGGUGGCAGAGUGGAGUAUACCAAUGAGAAGCACACCUUGGAGCUGGCCCCCAAUAGUACAGAACGGAGGCAGUUGGCCCAACUGCUCGAGGGCAGACCUGACCAGUCAGUGGUCAUUCCCCACCUCUUCCCCAAGUACAUUCGUGCUCCCAAUGGGCCUGAAGCUAAUCCGGUGAAGCAGCUGCAGCCAGAUGAGGAAGACGACUAUCUUGGUGUGCGCAUCCAGCUGCGGAGGGAGCAAGUGGGCACAGGGACCUCCGGGGAGCAAGCAGGCACAAAGGCUUCUGAUUUCCUGGAGUGGUGGGUGAUUGAGCUGCAGGACUGCCAGGCUGACUGCAACCUGCUGCCCAUGGUCAUCUUCAGUGACAAGGUCAGCCCACCUAGCCUCGGCUUCCUGGCUGGCUACGGGAUCGUGGGGCUAUACGUGUCCAUUGUGCUAGUUGUUGGCAAGUUUAUGCGGGGCUUCUUCAGUGAUAUCUCACACUCCAUCAUGUUUGAGGAGCUGCCAUGUGUGGACCGCAUCCUCAAGCUGUGCCAGGAUAUCUUCUUGGUGCGGGAGACCCGGGAGCUGGAGCUGGAGGAGGAGCUAUAUGCCAAGCUCAUCUUCCUGUACCGCUCACCAGAGACCAUGAUCAAGUGGACACGUGAGAAGGAGUAGGAGCCUGGCUCCUGGGCACCGGGAAUGAAGGAGCUGCCCCAGGGCAGCAUGGCCACCAGGGCUGACAGAGCUCCUUGGAUAGGAGUGGAGCUGCCUGAGGCCACGAGCUGUGACACAUCCUCCUGGCCCGUGUAAGCCCUGAUGAUGCUGCUGUCAAAGGGACACUGGGUCCCCACCUGUUGCGUCCCCGCCUGCUGGGCUGGGGGCCCAGUGUAGCUCAGGGCUAGCCACACUGGGUCUGGGGGCCUGGCUCUCCCUUCCCACAAGUACUGUAGAGUUUUCUAAGUAAAAACAUUUUAUUUAUACAAACGGACAGUCA